AUGCCUUCGACUCCAGAGCAGCCCUCUGGGCACACGGAGGGACUCCCUACAUCAGAGCUGGGCUCGUGGCCCCCACUGCCCUGCGGGCCCUGCAUCCCCAUCAUGCUGGCCCUGGCCUCCCUCGCUGCACUCUUCCUCCUAACGACAGCUGUGUUGGCCGAACGCCUGUUCCGCCGCUCGCAGCACCCAGACCCCAGCACCCAUGCACCCACCCUGGUCUGGCGCCCCGGAGGAGAACUGUGGAUUGAGCCCAAGGGCACCCCCCGAGAGCGCUCUGAGGACUGGUACGGCUCUGCGGUCCCCUUGCUGAUGGACCGGGCCCCAGACCCUCCCACCCCCGGGGGCACCUUGGAGGCCCGCGCAACAGCCCCACCUGCCCCUUUAGCCCCACUCUCCCCAUCCGGCUCCUUGGUCCCCCACACCCCACCCAGGGCCCCAGCCCGCAGCACCUUCUGGGGGCCCCAGCCCUGGGACAAGAGGCCCUGUGUCCCAGGCUUGGUGAGCUGGGCUGAGCCAGAACAGAGGCCAGAGGCCAACGUGUACUUGGGGAGCCCCCAGGCCCAGAGGCAGCGACUAGGAAGCCCUGAUCGUGAGUGGGGCCUCCAGCCUCGGGUCACCCUGGAGCAGAUCUCCGCUUUCUGGAGGCGUGAAGGUCGGGCCAGCGUGGGGUUCUGA
This is a messenger RNA of Odobenus rosmarus divergens (Pacific walrus), 675 nucleotides long. Its product is annotated as chromosome unknown open reading frame, human C16orf54. The coding region runs from base 1 to 675 and encodes 224 amino acids. NCBI's taxonomy places the organism in Eukaryota, Metazoa, Chordata, Mammalia, Carnivora, Odobenidae. The record is from RefSeq and is a predicted model, not a curated record. The transcript has a single exon.